AUGCCAGCAGCGGUUCCGAGGGAUCCAAACAAUCACGAACAUCACCCAGUAUUUGCAGAGGAUGAUCCUCCAUCUAGUGCACAAGAAAGAGCUGAUGACUAUAAGAUAUUGCUCCGUGCUCCAGAGGGAUCUUUCCAACCAGAUCUGCCUACAGCCGAGUCUGGUGACCUCCAACGUGAUGGCUUCCAGUUCGGCUUCAAUGAGGGGGCAUCGAAGAGGGUUAAGCAUGACAGUAUUGAUGAUGACGAUCAGCCACCGCAAUUGAACCAUGAUCCACCUCCAGCGUCUUCGCAGCUUGAUCUACAACAACGGUUCAUAUACAUCAACAAGGACAUGGAUGUAAGCGAUGAGGAUAGCGAUAGGGACCCUGUUCGUGGAAGAGGAUUAGCUCCGUUGCCAACGUCGGAUACGAAACAGAAAGCUGAUAGUAUCAGUCCAGUGCUACCCCCUGUAGGGACAUCUGCUGGUGUUGCGUCGAACAAGAAUGACAGCGCGGUGGGUGUUAAGCAUGACGAAGAAAUGUGUGGAGCUGGAAUCAUCAGAUACGAGGACACACCUUUUGUUCUGAUCCGACAGCAGCCAGACGACGUCGUUACAACUGAACGGUCAUCUACAGAUACCAUCAGCGCCCUAGUCUCUCGAGAAAACCCUCAGGAGUCCGCAAAGCACUCGUCGUUCGAGCCUGAAGACAGACCAUCCCCUUAUGGGAACUCGCCAAUCCCCUCACAACGCAGGGCCAAUGAGCUUCCAAGCGCAGAGCGACAAAUCGGAUAUGGGAAUCGCGCUUCUUAUGUUGAAUCACCUACACUUGGUCUUCUUGAUAGUACCUUUCGUACUGGCAAAGUUCGACGUAUAGCCUCGUUCGAGGCUGAGGUAGUUACUACGCGUGAUGCAACACCGACCUCAGAUGCAUCUUUUGAUGUCAAAGAUGAACAGAUGACGUCGAAGGUUGAGAAGGCAGAUGCAGAACGUGCUUUUAGUCCCGUGUGGUUUGCCAAGAAUGGUUUGCAGCUGCCCAACACAAACACACGGAGUCUCGGGGAUGCAGACGAAAGGGCGCAAGUCCGUGCAACGACAUUUGCACAGGAACGAGACGAAAACGCAAGGAGUCUACCAAACCCCAGCUCAGAGGCCAUCGGCGAGAUUGCAGCCCCAGCCCAGCAACAAAUAUGGGGACAUGGGGUGACUUCGCUUAGCGACACCCUUGCGGGGGCCAAUGCUGCAGCUGCUGACAGCGACACCUCGACGCGCCGCGUCUCUACGCCGCCUUCUCAAGGCGUCGACGCCGUUGAAGAACAUUCCGCAUCUGCUUCAGUUGAUAUAUCAUGGGACCACAGAUAUCCCACCACUGAACCGCGCGUUGUUACAGGCGACUCUGAUAAGAUGAGGGAUGAAAGGGACUGCGUAACGCCCGUCGCGCAGGUUCCGCGCAUCACCCAGAAUAGCACCGAGACACCCAAGGCUGAAGAACUGCACAACGAGAAUUCUCAUCCCGCCAUGUCGAAUGGCUACUUCCAUGGUCAGGCUAAUUUUCCGGACUUCAAACACCAAGCACAGCAACUGCAGGUCUCAAACAAUACUACAAUAGCUCCAGAGCGAUCAAGGUCUAUGCUCUCGCAAAUAUCAGCCAUGGUGUCCGACGACGGGAACAAUCCAUAUUCUCAGACAUCUACCGGAAGAUCUACUCCGUCUACUAUUCGUCGCAUGCAGCCGGAUUCUACCAUGAAGCCUUCAGCGGCUCCACCACAGAUCCCUGAGGAGGUUCUGACGUCGUAUGGCGGAGACGAUGACUUUGAUCUUUAUGCAGACCACAACGGAAUCGUCAAGGAUGUGCAAGACACGAGUGGCCGACCUUUGCGACUUGCAGAUCUCCAGGUACCAGGAGCAACUCCGCAAUCACAGCCAUCAAGACCUUCAACCUCCGACACUGGGACUGCACCAGCAGCUCGUGAUGGAGACCGACCAAGAUAUAGCUUUGAAAGGCCAAUGAGUUUCAUCUCAGGACCUGAAGACCAGGAUGGCAAACCUCAAGAUCAGAUCAACCAGGCCGCAUCUUCAAAUGCAAUGCAGGUGCCUCCAAUUCCUGAGCAGCAUCGAUAUCAACCGCAGCAGUCACGACAGACGGAGACAGUGUACUCAAUGAAUCCACCAGCAAGCAUGAUUCCGCCAUCCGAUCAUAUCGCAUCACGGUACCAACCAAUGCCUGCAUCAGGCCCAAGUCCGUCGAAGAACAUUUUUCAGGCUGUCAAGUCAAUCGAUCCUAGUAACAAGAUGACCCAGGCGACUAUCGGCUCUUGGCGUCCUUCAGGUGAACCAGUUUCCCAACAAGUACUUUCCGAGAAUCCUAAUGUCAGCCAUCAACCACCACAGACUAGUCAACCUCCGGAUCGUGUAUUGCAUGAGCCGCAAGGGAGACAGAUGGUUUUAGGGCAGUCGGUUCCGCAGAGCAACCUGGAUCGCCCACAGGAGCAGACGGAAUACCACGAGGCUCAGACACAUACUCAGGCCAAUGGACCAAGGAAUCAAUUUGAACUUCAUCAACAAAUGGUGCAGCGGCAAGCGCAAUACCCUCAAGAACACGAUGCGGAGUUUCGCCCGCCUGCUACUUCUUCGCAUUCGUCCGCUGAACAAACACCAAGACAACAAGCGAAGCCAUCGUCGAAACCUAGACUUUCAUCAAUGUUCAAGAGCCUUGGCGGGAAAGCUCAACCAAAUCCUCAGCUUCCGUCAAGCGCUGGCAACACAGUCAUCCACUCAGAUUCCAAGCCACUGCCGCCGAAUCCUAACUAUGGUGGUCCGGUCCAAUCUGUAAGGGAUAGAUUUACGCGCUCGAGAGAGGCGUCCGCAGAGAGGCUCGUCGAACAGCCAAGGUCUUUCGUGCCACCUAACCGUCCAAGUAUGGGUCAACGACCGCAGUUUAUUCAGACCCCAUUAACAACACCUUCGACUGGCUCGAAUUCUGAUCCAAGGGAGCCCAUAAUAUCUGCAUCCCCGAAUGGUUUUCCAUCCCAGCAGCCACCGUCAAUGCCCAACACUCAGGUUCAACCUCAUCAAGUGCCCCAAUCAGGAACACCAGAAAAGGGUAAGAAAAAGAGGUUUUCUGCAUUUGGAGCUUUGUUCAAUCGAGGUGCGAGCGGUGAUGGAUCGGCCACGAAAUACAAGCUGUCGAAAGAAGGGAAAAGGGCACAAAAGACCCAACAAAACACCGCUGUCCCUAUUGCUCAACCUCUUGCUUCUCAAUGGGUACCCCAACAGCAGCCAUACAAGCCACAGCAGUCCGGUCUGGCAUACUAUCCUCCUGGACAACUUCCGCCUCACACUGUGCAGAAUGGACCGCCCAUGGGUCUAAAGCUAGGGCCGUCUCAACCAGCACCGAACAUGCAUCUCCAAGGUCCACCUCAGCAAUACCAGCAAGCGCAACAAGGUCCACCGCAGCGGAAGUCGAUCUCUAGUACGCGUCCAGAGGAAGGCUCUGCAUUUCUCAAGACAAAGCAGCUAGCGAUGGAACACCAAGCUCGGCAGAGCAGUUUGCAGUCGCAUCAAGCUCAUAAUCCCAAUCCCGGAACUGUAGCACAGUCAUCCAGUACGUCGUCUGAAAACGAUCCUUCACAUAUGCGUGAUCCAAGUUCAGGACCCCCUCCUGGAGGGUAUUACAACCCUCAUACUGAGCAAGCUUCUGUCGAACGUGGAGCCUAUGCGGUUUCUUUAGCCGCACGACAAGAGGCAGAGCAGCGUCGACAUCAGGAGACACCUCAACAGGGAUCUUAUGUAGUACCACAGACUGAUCGACAACACGACAGGCAGCAAUCUGGGCACGGGCAGAAUGUUUACAGAGACACUCAAUAUGCGCAGCAUGGGCCAUCUUCAAGGCAAAUUGCCCACCAGGCCUGGCUAGCGCAACGUGAGCAACAUGCAUACGGACAUGACAGAUCAUGGCCGAAUGACGAUGCACGAGUCCAGCAACUACGCCAGCAACAGCAGGGCCAAAACAUGGAAUCCUGGCAAUCGGACGAUACCCGGCCUGUUCCCUACCACAACGCGUCCGAUCCAAGACCUCAUCAUCCUUCUCAGGAUGCUGUUCCUAUCACUCCGCCUGCCGUUUCUCCUAUGCAAGAACCUAGAUAUGAAGCACCUCCAAUACCUGCCGCGUAUCAUCCUGUAUCUGGGGCCUUCAUAUCGCCAAUUGAUCGACAGCAGCGGCCGUUGCUAGGUCAAUUUGAUCGUCGAGAUUCUGAACCCAGGAUGCAAGCAGUGUCACCGCAAAUAUCUGCACAGUCUCUGGCGCCUCACAACGGUCGAUCGCACUCAGAUGCAAGCACCAUGUCUCUUGUAUCGCCAAUAUCGAACUCACCAGCCUUACCUAAUUCCUCUCCAGCUCCUGGCGCACAGCGGUAUCAAAAGCCAAGGAUGAGCAGUAUUUCAGAAGUGCAUCAGCAAGACCGUCCAUGGCAUCUCAGCUUUCCAGAGGGUGCUACUGAACAAGAAAUUGUUCGAGCACGCCAAGGACAAUACAUGCAAGAGCGCUUCACCGCGCAGCAACAGCAACAAGCUGAGAGAGCUGCCGGGUCGCCGUCGCCUUGUGCGUCGCCCGAACAGACUACGCCAACGACUACGCCCCCACAUGCUCAAGCACAAGGCGGUGGUUUCAGAGAACUGCUACCCCGAAGCUCCUCACAACCCUAUACGGACUUGCAGGUUGCACAGUCUAGUCAUGAUCUGCAGCCCAUAGUCCGUCGUGAUGCGACUCCUGUACAGCCCACGCCGAUACAUCCUGGACAAUCUCCGCCACCCGCAGCAUACCCUCUGCCUAUGUCGCCUGACCCUAUGGUGCUUAGUAGCCCUGUGAAUCCUACCGCAAGUGGUUUGCCUCCACCUCCACCCCCGAAGGUCGCCCAUAGUCCUGUACGGCCUGGGUUUGGCAGUACCCAACCGUUCUCAUUCGAGGAGCAGCGACAGCACUUCCAUAACCCAUCGCCGCGAGGUGAUGGAUAUACUUCGCAACCAAGAACCGCGCCACAGUAUGAUGAGCAAGUACCAGACGAAGCUCCUCCAUUGUACGAUGGUCCCGGUGUGCCUAACGACGGAAUGAACAAGAGUCGUCCCGAAGCACUCCGGCCACCCAACAUCAUGACGGAUACGGAUUAUGAAUCACGCGGCAGACAAUCUGGAUCUCGACCACGUCAACCAUCGAUUGGUAUCCUACAGCAUCCACAACCCGCCUCGAUGGCUGCGUCACCCCAACGCACAUCACCGGACAUGGGCGCCGAGUCUCUGCGCCGCCAGCUCCUGCAGCAAGAGAACCUCGCACACAUGGAACGCGUCCAGCGCGAACAAGAGCAACGCGAAAGGCAAGAACGCGACAGGCAAGAACGUGAGGCUGCAAGGGCAAGAGCCAGAGAGCUUGAACGCAGCGCAUCUGGUGGUGGACAGGUCCCCAGCCUCAGGAGCGUCGGUGGUAGCACUACUGGGGGCCCUCCAGGCUGGGAGAGACGCGGAAGUCACAGCAGACCGGUAUUUGAGUUGCCUGCCGUCGAUGAUGACGAGCCCACUAUGAAGGCGACUAGCUACCCUGGACAGGAGUGGGUACCGCCCAUGUGGGAUGGCGACUGA
Alternaria atra is the source of this 5610-nucleotide messenger RNA. RefSeq lists its product as uncharacterized. The record is from RefSeq and is a predicted model, not a curated record. Lineage: Eukaryota; Fungi; Ascomycota; Dothideomycetes; Pleosporales; Pleosporaceae. The transcript has a single exon. Bases 1 to 5610 code for a protein of 1869 amino acids.